AUGUUCGUCGAUCCCUCGGCACCUCCUCCCGCUACCCGCACCAGGGGCCUCUCCUCCCUCCCCACCUCCAUCCUCCUCUCGAUCCUUCAACAAGCCUCCUACUGUCCCGGCCUGUGUGACUCCGACCCGGACCUCCUCCUCCGCUUCGGCCGCGUCUGCAAAGACUGGUACAACCUCGUCCUGCCCCUCGCCUGUCGCACCCUUCGCGCUCCUCACGUUCCCUCGCUCGUCGAUCCCUUCUCGAAGCUUCCGCUGCACCAGCAUGUCCGCUACGUCGCUUUCAAUCCUGCGAUGGUUGAGGACGAACUGAGCGAGGAGGAAGAGGCGUUCCUCAGGGAGCGGUAUGAGUUUGAGGCGGGUAGGAGAGCGGAGGAGGGUGAGGCGUUACCUGGCUUUUGGGCGUUCUGCGAGGAAGUGUACAGGCGCUGGGGAGACAAAGUUGGGAAGAAGGAGCGAGAGGCGCUGGAAAAGGUGGUCAAGUUUGUCGAGGAGGAUCGGGCGGUCAUGCGACGCUGGAAAGACUUGUUCGUCCGCUACGCGGACUCGCUCGAACAGCUCGACGUGCUGUUGAUCGAGCCCGUACUGGACGAUUACCCGAUCCAGCAUAUCACGGACCUCUAUGGGCGGCUGUUGGGCGCCCGAUCGCACGACUACCUCCAACUUGAAUCGCUGCCCGUUUUCCGAACGCUCACGACCCUUCGAAUCAGCGUCUGCGACGGGAUUGACCUCGACAUGUUUGUCCAACACGCGCAUCUGUUCCCGGCGCUCGAGGAACUCGCCCUCAUUUGGGCCUACGUCGUGCCGUUCCUCGAGUCGCUUGAGGAGUUGCGCAUCAGGACGUACUACACCUCGACGCCGACAUCGACGCCCGACGGACUGCCACUCGCACUCGAUAACAUCUUCCCUGGGCACAUCCGCUCGGACGUCUUGCGCGUCUUGCAAGUCGAAAUCGCUGUCCGCUGCGUCAGUCCGACGAUUCUCCUCGACCGGUUCCCCUCCCUCGAGCAACUCCGCCUCCGUCUCGUCGAUUCAGGCACGGUCGUCCCCACCUUCCCAGCCACCUUGCGCAUUCUCGACAUCGAGUGCCCCUACUCGCGCCUCGCCGAACUCCGUACCGCCCUCAGCGCAGCCCAGUCGAACCGCUCCCUCCAACGCUUCCGCUUCAUCGCCCUCUUCUUGCCGCAUGACCUGGAGCGAGACACUUGGACGCUAUGGACUGGGUUUACGCAGCUGUGGAGUCGGGGACUCGAGGCGCAGGGAUGCCAGGUCUUUGGCGAGCUAGAGGAUGCGUGGGAUGAGGACGACGACGAGGAGGACGGGGAUUGGCCGGCUUUGUGGGAAGCUUUGGAUGAGGCGUUGAUGGCCAGCGAUGACGAGAUGGAACUUGACGAAGAGGCGGCGCGGGAACUGGACUCGGACGACGAGUUUGCGACGGGUUUGGACUACGAAGUCGAGGACGACGGGAUCUGGACGCGCUUUUGGUCGGAGGAGAAGCAGCAGCGACGAAGGGACAUGCGUAUGUACCGUUCUUCUGUCCGCUUUCGAUGCCGUAUCGCCGCCCUGCCCACCGAAACCCUCCUCGCCAUUAUCGAAGCCGCGACUUGGUGUCCUGGGCGCGGCGGGCCCAACCCAGAUCUUCUCGCACCCCUGGGACUCGUCUGCCGAGCCUGGUACCGCCUCACGCGCCCCCUCGUCUACCGCGACUUCAUCGCCGCCCUCCCUCCUCGUCCCGACAUCCUCGUCGACCCGAUCGACGGCGGCAAUCUCGGCCGCUUCGUCCAUUCGCUGCGCUUUGCGCCGUAUAUCAAGGGUCCGCCGAAGGUGAAAAUCAAGCGACUGCGCCGGCGGUGGGAGUUCGAGGGCGAUUACCGCGACAGAUACAGCGACGACGACGACGAGUUCCCGACCUUCGUUCCGUUCUGUCGGAUGCGCUAUGAGGACCCUGGGGCAUUCAGAUUGAUGCAGGAGGCAGAUGAUCUGAAGAGCGUUCUGGGUUGGAUCGACAACGCUCGUUCUGCAUGGAGCGACUUCGUUCGCGCUGCUGCACCGACGCUGAGACGCCUCGAGCUGGCCGACAUGAGCGAAGUACCGAUCUUCGACAUGUAUACCCAUGUCCCGCGACGCAUCAGCUCGGAGUGGGCGCAAGCUGCACUCGGCAUCUCGACACUACCGCCCUUCCUCGCCUUGACCUCGCUGCACUUGACGCUGCAGAACGACUACCAUCUCGACGAGUUCCUCGAGCACCACAGGGCGUUCCCGAACCUGGAGGAGCUCGUCGCCCUCUUCUCAGGCGAGGUCUCCCUGCCGGCCAAAUCGAACAGGCGCAGCUGGCACACGCCGAAGUACCUUGUUCCGUCGUGGCCGGGUCUCGCAAGGCUCAGCUUCGGACGGCCGACCACUUACGACCCAGACUGCGCCGACGAGGACGCCGUCGACCUCGAACGGCUAUGCCAGACUUUCGAGUUUGCUGCGCCGACCCUUGAAGAAUGGACGAUUGACCUGUAUGACCAAUCGACGGCUCUGUCUGCCGCACCGCACUACGCCAUUCAUCUCUUCACAAAGGAUGAAUAUCCUCGGCUCCAACGCUUAACGAUUCCUGACGCAUACAAGGCGACCGACCACACCGAGCUCAACGUCCUCUUUCCCUCGCUCAGAAGUCUGCGCAUGCGCUCACAGGUACCACAGGAUGCACAUGGCAGCGCUUUCUCAGAUCUGCCGGACUCGCUCGCGUAUCUCGACCUCCUGUACCCUUGCCACAGUCUUCACCGUCUCGUCAGCCUGGUCGAUCGCGCACCGGGCCUCAGAACGCUAUACCUUCGCUUGCAGGACGACAUCGGCGACUUUGAUCCCGUCAACAACGACUAUGACCGGCAGACUCUCCUCAAUUUGCGCCGUGCGCUGGGCAAGGCGGGCAUCGUUUGCCAAGGCGCAUUCGACGUACUCGACUCGGACUCAGACGCAGAUGACGCGUCGUUCGAGGAGGCUUCGGACGAUACGGACGGGUCGGUCGACGAGUUGGCGGGCGAGGUCAUCGAUUCGGACGAGGACGAGAAGCGACAAAUCGAGCUGGAAGUGCGGGAGGCAGAAGAGCGGGGAAGACGCAAGGAGCGUAUCGAUCAGGAGCAGGAGUAG
Rhodotorula toruloides NP11 is the source of this 3132-nucleotide messenger RNA. RefSeq lists its product as uncharacterized. Bases 1 to 3132 code for a protein of 1043 amino acids. The transcript has 3 exons. The record is from RefSeq and is a predicted model, not a curated record. NCBI's taxonomy places the organism in Eukaryota, Fungi, Basidiomycota, Microbotryomycetes, Sporidiobolales, Sporidiobolaceae.